Messenger RNA from Protopolystoma xenopodis, 159 nucleotides. The record is from the annotation of a GenBank genome assembly. NCBI's taxonomy places the organism in Eukaryota, Metazoa, Platyhelminthes, Monogenea, Polystomatidea, Polystomatidae.
AUGGAAAGUCGUUCCGGCCUCAUUUCGUUUAGUCUGGUAACUCGAAAGGGCAAUAAGCCUCAUAUUGUGCCGCUUGCAGUUCCAGAAACGGUACACUUUGCCGCCCGUUAUCUGCAGACGGAAACGCAAGAGCGCGAGGAGAAGGCACGCAUGAAGCGG